AUAGAGGCUGUGGGACUAAGUUUGAACCAUGAGCAUGGCUAUACGCUAGUCACAGCCUGGGGAGGGAAGCCUGGACACUGAAAUCAUGGGGAUCUGCUACAGAGCCAGGAAGCUGAGGCGCAAUGGGUCAGUAGGUGAUCACAGAGGAAAGAAUAGGAUGUUCAUCUCCACGCAUUUAUCCAAAUAGCCUUGAGUCAGCAAGAGCUUGAGGGAGAUUUACAGAGUGAUAGAGGCUACAGUUGAGCAAUCAGUAUACAAUGAGGGCAGAUGACUGGGUUUGUUUCUGGAAAUCCUUAUUGUGUCAGUUUGGUUCUAGCUCAAGUGCCUGCUUCCUUCUAAAGGUUAGGUACCUCUGGCACAGCAGUAAUUUGAGCCUCUGUGGUUGCCACACCCAGAAGUAUUGCCCCGUGUCCUUGGAAUGUACUUUCUGUGUCCACUGAAUUCCUAGAGGGACCUUGGAACUGCAGACUCUCCGCUGGAGCCUGAAGGGAGCUUCCACCCUGAGACAGUAUGGCCCCAACCCCAGAAUUGAGCAAAGAUGUAAAACUGAAAGAGGUAUCAGGGAUCCUCCUGCAGGCUGCAACUGCGGAUAGCUGGAGCAAGAUCCAGACUUUUGAGGCCAAGCCAGAUGACCUCCUCAUCUGUACCUACCCUAAAUCAGGGACAACAUGGAUUCAGGAAAUUGUGGACAUGAUUGAACAGAAUGGGGAUGUGGAGAAGUGCCAGAGAGCCAUCAUUCAACACCGCCACCCCUUCAUUGAGUGGGCACGGCCUCCUCAGCCCUCAGGUGUGGAAAAAGCCAACGCAAUGCCAGCUCCACGAAUUCUGAGGACCCACCUUCCUACUCAGCUGCUGCCACCAUCUUUCUGGGAAAAGAACUGUAAGUUCCUUUAUGUAGCUCGAAAUGCCAAAGACUGUAUGGUUUCCUACUACCAUUUCCAAAGGAUGAGUCAAGUGCUUCCAGAUCCUGGUACCUGGGAAGAGUAUUUUGAAACCUUCAUCAAUGGAAAGGUGAGUUGGGGAUCCUGGUUUGACCAUGUGAAAGGAUGGUGGAAAAUAAGAGACAAACACCAAAUUCUUUUCAUCUUUUAUGAGGACAUAAAGAGGGACCCAAAGCAUGAAAUCCAGAAGGUGAUGCAGUUCAUGGGAAAGAACCUGGAUGAAGCAGUGCUGGAUAAAAUUGUCCAGGAGACGUCAUUUGAGAAAAUGAAAGAAAAUCCUAUGACAAAUCGCUCUACAGUCCCCAAGUCUGUCAUGGACCAGUCCAUUUCCCCCUUCAUGAGAAAAGGAACUGUGGGUGAUUGGAAAAACCACUUCACUGUGGCCCAGAAUGAGAGGUUUGAUGAAAUCUACAGGGAAAAGAUGAAAGGAACCUCAAUAAGAUUCAGCAUGGAACUCUGAUUGGGAUGUAAAUGAAAAGACCACAAGAACAUAGAUGCUGUCUUCUAUCCCAAACCCUCAGCCAAAAGUAACUUGAAAUCAUACCAUAAGUGUAGUUGAUUUUGAUAGCAACUGUCUUUGUAAUUAUUAACAGUUUGUCACAACUUUGUGAAAAUUA
Jaculus jaculus (lesser Egyptian jerboa) is the source of this 1558-nucleotide messenger RNA. Its product is annotated as sulfotransferase 1C2. NCBI's taxonomy places the organism in Eukaryota, Metazoa, Chordata, Mammalia, Rodentia, Dipodidae. Bases 511 to 1401 code for a protein of 296 amino acids. The transcript is spliced from 8 exons. Gene Ontology annotation, cellular component: cytoplasm. The record is from RefSeq and is a predicted model, not a curated record. Gene Ontology annotation, molecular function: sulfotransferase activity. Gene Ontology annotation, biological process: sulfation.